Cucumis melo (muskmelon) is the source of this 1077-nucleotide messenger RNA. RefSeq lists its product as uncharacterized. The transcript is spliced from 5 exons. The coding region runs from base 250 to 831 and encodes 193 amino acids. The record is from RefSeq and is a predicted model, not a curated record. Gene Ontology annotation, molecular function: protein binding; mRNA binding. Lineage: Eukaryota; Viridiplantae; Streptophyta; Magnoliopsida; Cucurbitales; Cucurbitaceae.
CUAUACAACCUUACCUUUUUCGAAUCAAAUUCAACCAUCUCAUUGAUGUAAAUUGAAAGUUUAUAAAUCACUUUAUAUUGCUUAAGGAGUGAUGAGACAAAUUUAUAUAUAUACACACACAUAUCAUUUGUCGCCAGUGAUAAAACAAAUGGAGUUAUCCGUAAAAAGCAUUAAAUGACGGCCACACAGAAGAUGAUGAUCAUUGUCGAAUCACUGAGCUCCUGAAACCUCUGCAGAAUUUGCACAGCUAUGGAGUUGGCCGUCCAUUCCUCUCUUUCCUUCUUCAAUUAUUCCAAUUCCUCAACCCCAUCCCUACAUCGAAGCACACUCUCCGGCCUUUCGCCAUCGUUAUUGCCCCGUCUCAGUCUCAGCAUUCAGUUCCGGCCAAGGGGACGAUCGCUUCUUCGACAUAUACAAGCUUCUUCCCGCUGGCUUCUGGUACCCGUCGGCGAUGGAGAGUGGAAGCAUAUAGGUUCAAAAGUAGAAAUGCCAGAUGCUUUCGAAAUUGUGUCGAAUGAGGUCACUGUUGGCCGCCUUCCUGAUAAAGCUGACAUUGUAAUUCCGGUUGCUACAGUCUCGGGUCAACAUGCUCGUAUCAAAAACCAAGAAGACAAGCUGUUGGUCAUAGAUCUAGAUAGCACCAAUGGGACUUUCAUCGACGACAAGAGGCUUAACCCUGGGGUUGUUGCUGCUGUAUCAUCUGGCAAUUGCAUUACUUUUGGGGACAUCCAUCUGGCCAUGUUUCAGGUCUCAAAGCUGAGAACUGUUGAAGCUGCAAGCAAAAUCCAAGAAGAAACUGAGGAGCCAAUCAGUGAUUCUGAAACAAGUUGAGAGAAAUGCCAGAUUUUAUGUGCAAACAUCUGCACAUUUUGUAUUCUAAAACCUUUGGUUCGGACGAAUUUUUCCAAUGAGUUAUCUGAUUGUUCUGUUUGUGUUAGAGACCCAGAUCAGCACCUCUACUUGAAUUCCUUUGCUAAAAAAGAAGGCAAUCUUCCUUCAUUUUGGUGCCCAGUGUCCUGUAAUUGAAUGCCAACUCCUCUUCAUUAUUAUAUUUACCCUCUUUACUUCUCUUCUUCA